AUGGGUUUCGCCGCAGGUUUCACUGGUGGCCUUACGCUCACUCUCGCUAUCACAUAUCUUAGUACUGUAGCGCACCAACGUUCCCGUGAGGCACAAUCGCUUCUUGUCCAGCAACAGUCGCGGACACUCGACUCCACGACGGAUAGGCCGUUAGCUCCACUACGCCUAACCCGCGCAGAGCUUGCAGCAGCUUCGAGAGCGAAUCUCGUUGAUAGCGCAAAGGAUAGAUGGAAUUCCGAACUAGAAGGAGCCGUCCGAUGGCUUCAGACCGCCGACUGGGGACAAGCGAGAGAGAGGCUUGAGGAUAGAGUCGGUGGCCUAUUCGUCAAUGAGGGCGUAAAAGAAACUCCUUCUCAGGCUAAAGCAGACGUGUAUGACCAAGCCUCUCAGAUAAAAUCAGGAGUAUUGUCUGCCCUCGAGGAGGGUCUCUCAAAGGGGAAGGAUGUCCUCAAAGAUGCGAGGGGCUUGGUGAGUGGCAGGUUGCAAGGGACCGAGGCUGCUGUGCAAGAGGUGGACCUACCCGAAUCAGACAUCAAGAAGGCAUUGAAGCAGCGUUAUGAGGGGGCCACGUACCAGCCAAGUCUGCUGCAGAAGUACUGA
Parascedosporium putredinis is the source of this 600-nucleotide messenger RNA. Lineage: Eukaryota; Fungi; Ascomycota; Sordariomycetes; Microascales; Microascaceae. The record is from the annotation of a GenBank genome assembly.